UCGCUUUCUCUCUCUUUUCUCUUUCUGUCAGAGUCAACAGCAAACCCUACUUUUCCGAAUUUCACAAUUCAAUUCUUCCUUCCUUCAAUUACUUCCUAUUAUUGCUGGAAAAAGCUUCAAUCUCUGUUCUCCUCUGCCGUCGUCGUUUUUCUCAGCUUCAAGGGGUAAGAAUCCUCUCUCUCCGCCUCUCAAUUUGGGGAUUUCAUCGCCUCUGUUAAUCUUCGGAUGUGAAGGGGGGAAUUAGUGAUCGAUUCAUAGUUUCCUUCUAAAGAUCGUAUCUUGUUGCUCAAAUUUGUGAUUGGUAAUCUGGGCAGGACUGUGAUCAAUCAUCAUCACCCUAAUUGUACAAACCAUGCCUGACUUGUGAAAUUUCUAGGUUUCUCAGUUUUGGCUUUGUUUUUUUGUGAGUGCAUUCAUUGAUUCUCUUGGUAGAUAAUCAAAUCAAAUAGUGAAAAUGUCGUCCGCGGGUGUAACCACUCUUUGUCCUCUUGCCAUUGAGCCAUUGUUGUCUCCAAAGGCAUAUCCAUUCCCAUCACAUUUGUCUUUGGAGGAUCAUUCCAUUUUCAUAUAUUUGUCAUAUUCGGGCUCGAUGACGCCGAUACGUGUUAUGGAGUGGGAUACCAUUGAGUCUGUAAAAUUUAAAAUCCAAAGGUGUGAUAGCAUUCCAUUCUUGACAAACAAGCAGAAGUUGGUUUAUGCUGGCCGAGAGCUGGCGCGGAGUGAUACUCUGCUCAAGGACUAUGGGGUAACAGAUGGGAAUGUUUUGCAUUUGAUAAUCAAAUUGUCAGAUCUUCAGGUCAUCAAUGUGAAGACUUCUAGUGGGAAGGAAUUCACGUUUCAGGUCGAACGGGGUAAGGAUGUCGGGUACGUGAAGCAACGGAUUGCCAAUAGGGAGAAACAAUUUGAUGAUCCAGAGGAGCAGGAAAUCGAAUGUGAUGGGGAACAGCUUGAGGACCAGUUGCUUAUCAAUGAUAUCCGCUGCAACCAUAAUGAUGCGGUGCUACAUCUGUUUGUUAGAAAGAAGCAUGCGAAAGUUCAGAGAAGACCCCUUGAGUUGUCCAUUGUAGCAACGAAUUUGUCUGAUAAGAACAAAAAUGAUGUUGAUGGAUAUGCUUAUGAAGUUGGUAAAGAAGAUGCUAUUAGGAAGUCUGAUGCAAUUCAAAGGGCUCUGCCAAGAAAGCCUCCUGAUAGAGAUUUCAUUUUGGAGCCUAUUAUUGUUAACCCUAAAGUUGAAUAUGCUUCCGUGAUUUUGAAUAUGGUAAAGUCUUCAUAUGAUGGACUAGAUAGCGGAAAAUAUCCUAUCAGGUCCGCAGAGGGUACAGGGGGAGCUUACUUUAUGCUAGAUUCAACCGGGCAAAAGUAUGUUUCUGUUUUUAAACCUAUUGAUGAAGAGCCAAUGGCUGUGAAUAACCCUCGAGGUCUUCCUUUUUCAUUAGAUGGUGAAGGGUUGAAGAAGGGUACAAUAGUUGGACAAGGAGCAUUCAGGGAAGUUGCUGCUUAUGUUUUGGAUCAUCCAAUUAGUGGGCGCCUCACGUUAUUUGGUGAUGAGAAGGGCUUUGCUGGUGUUCCCCCAACAUUGAUGGUUAAGUGCUUGCAUAAAGGGUUUAACCAUUCAGGAGACUUGGCUGCUAAGAUUGGCUCCAUGCAGAUGUUCGUGGACAAUAAUGGAAGCUGUGAAGAUAUGGGCCCUGGGGCUUUUCCAGUAAAGGAAGUUCAUAAAAUUACUGUAUUGGACAUAAGACUAGCAAAUGCAGAUAGGCAUGCUGGGAAUAUUUUGCUCAGCACAGAGGAGGACAAGGACCAAUCUGUUUUGAUUCCAAUUGAUCAUGGAUACUGCUUGCCCACAAGCUUUGAAGAUUGCACCUUUGAAUGGCUUUACUGGCCCCAAGCUCGGCAGCCGUACUCCCCUGAAACUAUUGACUACAUAAAGUCACUGGAUGCUGAAGAAGAUAUCUCCCUUUUGAAAUUUCAUGGUUGGGAUCUGCCAGUUGAAUGUGCUCGUAUUCUUAGAAUCUCAACCAUGCUUUUGAAGAAAGGGGUAGAGAGAGGAUUGACCCCUUAUGCCAUUGGAAGCCUCAUGUGCCGAGAAUCCUUGAACAAGGAAUCUGUGAUAGAGGAAAUAGUUCAAGCAGCGCUGGAUUCUGUUCUUCCUGGCACAAGUGAAGCGACAUUGCUGGAUGCUGUUUCCCAAAUCAUAGACCAGCGCCUUGAUGAGAUUGCCGGCUCUCUUUUACAACUAGAAUUGAAUUCUGCAAAAAUAGAAGGUAUAUGAACGUCUGUGUACAUAUGUUGACGUACAUACGUAUAGCUCAAAAGUUGGAUUUUUUGUUUUUUGACAAAGGAAGCCUGUUUUCUUUGGUUGAAAUGGCAAACCCUUCUUUGCUAUAACUUCCUAGGUUUUAAUUUUGUUAGAAGUUUACUACAGAUAACAAAUUCUUUUAGAGUUUGUAGUUGAUUUUUUCCUUAAAUUUGAAUUCCAGGGAUAGUAUACAAGAGUGUUCCCUAUUUGGGUUGUAGUUUGAUGUUCUUUUUUCUGUAAGGGGUGUUGUCUUGUUUCAACAAUAAGGUUGUGCUUGCUUGGAGUGAAAUCGGAAUUUGGAAAGUGAAGUGGUUGUUGCAGUA
Molecule: messenger RNA, 2622 nt
Organism: Lotus japonicus
Lineage: Eukaryota; Viridiplantae; Streptophyta; Magnoliopsida; Fabales; Fabaceae
Product: phosphatidylinositol 4-kinase gamma 4-like
Exons: 2
Coding region: 455-2272 (605 amino acids)
Molecular function (GO): protein binding
Source: RefSeq, a predicted model, not a curated record